AUGACGUCGGCUUGCUGUCCCGUGGGCUCUCUGCCCUACCUCGCGGCCACACACACCGCCACCGGCCGCGUCGUCGACCUGGGCGCCGUCGAGCUGUACGCAAACACGGCAGCAUCGAGCACAAACGGCAUCCUCAUCUGCCCAGACGUGUGGGGGUGGAACGGCGGCCGCGUCCGCGCCAUCGCCGACGGCCUCUCAGAGCAGGGCUACAAGGUGGCGGUCGGCAAGUUUCUGGCGCCGGCGCUGGAUGGUGGCACCGACGGAGAUGCUCUGCCUCCCGACGGCGACUUCAGCAUGGACUGGAUCAAGCAGUUUCCGUGGGAGACGCAGCGGCCCAAGGUAGAGGCGGGAGCCGCGGCGUAG
This is a messenger RNA of Emiliania huxleyi CCMP1516, 363 nucleotides long. RefSeq lists its product as hypothetical. The coding region runs from base 1 to 363 and encodes 120 amino acids. The transcript has 2 exons. NCBI's taxonomy places the organism in Eukaryota, Haptophyta, Isochrysidales, Noelaerhabdaceae. The record is from RefSeq and is a predicted model, not a curated record.